Molecule: messenger RNA, 867 nt
Organism: Cylindrotheca closterium
Lineage: Eukaryota; Bacillariophyta; Bacillariophyceae; Bacillariales; Bacillariaceae
Source: the annotation of a GenBank genome assembly
AUGACGCUAGAUGAAACAAAUUCACCACAAGCAGCCUCGUGCCAAAAUAUGCUAAAAAAAUCGUUAGAUCAAGCAAUGCAGCUGCAACAGGAGCUUCCCAGUAUGGCUCUGCUGACGGAUGCGGUCGAAGAAUUGAGCACAGCAGCCUCCAACACAAUCGCUUCCGUGCGAGAAUGGUCGAUGGACAAGGAAACUGGCUUGCGAUCAGCGGAAUAUCGAAAUAAUAUCUCAAAUCUGGCAGCAUGUUGUAAACCAUCAACGAGCAUGGACGACGGGGAGACAAUGGUCACUUAUGAUACCACGGAAGAGGAACAUCAUGGCAAGAUGAUACAGAGACUUGCAUCUUGGAAUACUUUGGAAACUUCUUGUCGAACUGGUAUGGAUAUCGACGAGCAACCACCUUCAGAAACUGGCGCAAAAAGGACUGUAAAGUUUGAUUAUCCUCCUGUCCAAUCCAUGUCAGAAAUUCCUAGAGUAAAUACAAAAGAUAUUCCAAAACUCUUCUUUUCGGAGGAAGAAUUGACCCAACUUCGUCGAGACAGAUUCUCAACGAUGAGAGCGGAAGAUGUGGAAGUCGUUGCCAUUCCUCCAGAAGAUUCGCUGGAAGAAGAGGAACCCUCAAUUGCUUCUAGCGCAAAUUCAAUUACCGAUUGUACGGAUUUGAAUGAUGGUUCGUCAUCAUCACCCAUCACAAGGUCCUCCGAGCUUGACCUGAACGCUGCGAUGACCGAGCCUUCAAGAAGCACCAAGUCGGAUCUUCAAGGAAACAAGAAAUGGAGUAAUGGGGCAAGCGAGGAAAAUCACCCCUCUUACAAUGUCAAGAUAUUGACGAGAUCUAUUGAUGAAUACGGCAGCAGUCCUCGUUGA